This is a messenger RNA of Racocetra fulgida, 267 nucleotides long. The record is from the annotation of a GenBank genome assembly. NCBI's taxonomy places the organism in Eukaryota, Fungi, Glomeromycota, Glomeromycetes, Diversisporales, Gigasporaceae.
AUGAAUUUGUUUCGGACAAAGUAUGGAAAAAUGUGUUACAAAUGCAUUUAAGAGCAACUGAUCAAGCAAAAUUAAGAAAAAUGCCUGAAAUUCUUACAAAACUUGGUGUUUUUGUAUGCCAGGUUAUUAAGGCUGUUCUCAUUGCUCAAGACAAAAAAAAGUAUAUGCAAAUUGUUAUCAAAAAAUGUGAUGAAUACACUAUCGAUCUGGAAAUCCCUACUAAACUUGGAAUAGUAAAGUUGUUACUGGUACAAGAACUUUUAGAUU